This is a messenger RNA of Helianthus annuus (common sunflower), 591 nucleotides long. RefSeq names its product 40S ribosomal protein S25. The record is from RefSeq and is a predicted model, not a curated record. Gene Ontology annotation, cellular component: cytosolic small ribosomal subunit. The transcript is spliced from 4 exons. Gene Ontology annotation, molecular function: structural constituent of ribosome. The coding region runs from base 114 to 440 and encodes 108 amino acids. NCBI's taxonomy places the organism in Eukaryota, Viridiplantae, Streptophyta, Magnoliopsida, Asterales, Asteraceae.
AUUCACUUACUUUCGUACUCAAAACCCUAGCGAAGAGAUAUAAAUACAAUCUCACGCCUGAACUUCUUCCUGUUUACAAACCCUAGCCGAACCAGAUUUCAUCUUAAAGCUUAAUGGCGCCGAAGAAGGAGAAAGCUCCCCCACCGUCAUCAAAGCCGGCCAAAUCUGGUGGCGGAAAGCAGAAAAAGAAGAAGUGGAGCAAAGGAAAGCAAAAGGAGAAGGUGAACAACAUGGUUUUGUUCGACAAGGCGACGUACGACAAGCUUCUUUCUGAAGCUCCUAAGUUCAAGCUCAUCACUCCUUCCAUCUUGUCAGACAGACUAAGGAUUAAUGGUUCGUUGGCGAGGAAAGCGAUCAAGGAUUUGAUGGCAAGAGGUGCUAUUAGGAUGGUAUCUGCUCAUGCUAGUCAACAAAUCUACACCAGAGCCACCAAUACUUGAGAUCUUGGCUAUUGAUUUUCUCUAGCAAGGCAUGAUUUUCUUGUUUUAUUUCUAGAGUUUUGUAUUUUUAUAUUUAAGAGUUUAUAUCUUCAUUUGGGCCAUACUUUUGCUUUCCUCAGUGGUUGGUUUAUCAUGCUAUUUUUGUGACAUU